GACUCGUAUCCGCCCCUCUGGCUGACAUCAUUUCCUGCUUGUUGCUUUUCACUGGGAUAGUAGAGGACAGGGAGGGGCUGCUGGGUUAGCAAAUGUGCUUCCUGCCCAGGAGAGAGAGACGUCCAUGUACAAGUCCUUGCUGCAAAUAUAUUUGAAAUACUGCACAGUAUCAGCUGAGCCUCCUUCUCCUCCGUAGGGACCAGUCCAGCCCUACGUGAAGACUUCAAGAAGCAUGGGAGUCACCUGUGUGUCUCAGAUGCCCGUGGCAGAGGGGAAGAGCGUCCAGCAAACAGUUGAAAUCCUAACAAGGAAAUUGGAGCUGCUGGGAGCAGAGAAACAAGGAACAUUUUGUGUAGACUGUGAGACCUACCACACCGCUGCCUCCACCAUGGGAAACCAAGGGCAGGCUGGCAAGCUGAUGUACGUGAUGCAUAACUCUGAAUAUCCCCUCAGCUGUUUCGCUCUCUUUGAAAACGGCCCCUGCCUCAUAGCAGAUGCCAACUUUGACGUCCUGAUGGUGAAACUGAAAGGCUUUUUCCAAAACGCCAAGGCAAACAAGAUAGAGAGCCGGGGUACGCGGUACCAGUACUGUGACUUCUUGGUGAAGGUUGGCACUGUUACCAUGGGGCCCAGUGCCCGGGGAAUAUCUGUGGAGGUGGAAUACUGCCCAUGUGUGGUAGCCAAUGACUGCUGGAACCUGCUCAUGGAGUUCAUGCAAAGCUUCAUGGGGAAUCACACUCCUGGAAUCCCAUCCAUGUUUGGCAACAAGCACGACAGCAUCUACAGCCCAGGUGACACAAUGGCUCAGUACAUGGAACUGUUCAACAAGAUCCGCAAACAGCAGCAGGUGCCUGUAGCUGGGAUCAGAUGAAGAAGACUCCAGGAGACUUUUUUUUUUAUUAAAGUGACAAUAUCCUCUUUUUUCCGAUUGUCCUCAUGGAUCAGGAAUCCCAGCCCUUUGCUCAGUAAUGUCCUAAAGAUGUCUUCCCCCUAGAGAAAAUCACCAUUCAUCUCCAUAUAGCAGGGGUAGAAUCAGUUUUUCCUACCUCCAAGCUUGGUCUCAAAUAUAGCGUGUCUUUCAUCCCGUAUUCAGUGGUUAGCCCAUUGGUGCUGGUGUGUCUCAGUGCAACAGCAGUGCUUGAUUCUGGUGAUAAAUGUUCUUCUGCAGAAGGAUAAAGUAGAAAAUCCAGCUAUGUGCACAUACAGGCAGGGUUUUGUUGUCCCUCAUUUUCCGUAGUGGCAGGCUGGUGAAUGUGGGUUUUGGGGAUAUUCAUAUGGAAGCAUUUUGGUACCACUUUAAUAAUAAUUAAAAAAAGGCUUAUUUUCAUAUAAGG
Messenger RNA from Mauremys mutica (yellowpond turtle), 1334 nucleotides. RefSeq names its product mediator complex subunit 20 (gene MED20). The record is from RefSeq and is a predicted model, not a curated record. Gene Ontology annotation, biological process: regulation of transcription by RNA polymerase II. Lineage: Eukaryota; Metazoa; Chordata; Testudines; Geoemydidae. The transcript is spliced from 4 exons. Bases 233 to 871 code for a protein of 212 amino acids. Gene Ontology annotation, cellular component: mediator complex. Gene Ontology annotation, molecular function: transcription coactivator activity.